Messenger RNA from Penicillium manginii, 870 nucleotides. RefSeq lists its product as uncharacterized. The record is from RefSeq and is a predicted model, not a curated record. NCBI's taxonomy places the organism in Eukaryota, Fungi, Ascomycota, Eurotiomycetes, Eurotiales, Aspergillaceae. The transcript is spliced from 2 exons. The coding region runs from base 1 to 870 and encodes 289 amino acids.
AUGACCACCGACUACCCCUACCCCAUGGCUCAGUGGCCGGCGCAUCUCGCGCAAAUGGCCGAGCCCCAAUUGAUGACCCAAGAAGAACUCGACCAGCAAGUCUUGAUGGCUGCAGGCUUUCCCAUGCAAACCGACUUUGAGCAAUACCUCCCGCAGUUGGAUCAAAUGGAUCAAAUGGACUGGAACAGUGAAAUGGCCAGCAAACAAGUGUUUUUGCCACCGUAUCCCCAGUCAUGGUACGAGGCCGGCCUUGUCAAUGACCAGCGAAAGCAGCUAGAAGCUUCAUGGAGGAACAGCUUCAUGCAGGAAUAUCAAAAUCAAACCAUGACACCCACAGCCACCCACCACGACACCGAAAAUAACCUCCUCUCCCAAAGUGCCAGCGAAAGGGCCCUCUUCAUGACCCCACCGGCUCAGUCUCACUAUUACCCGACCUUUCCAGGCUCCCCGAUUUCCGAACUCUGCAGCACCCCCGAAAUGUCUCACUCGUCGCGCUGGGAAUCCGACGAGGACAAAGAGAGAGAGAGGGAGAGGGAAAGAGAAACCUAUACUUCAAGUUCAAGUUCAAGCUCAAGUUCCCGAUCGCCCUACACAGCCCCAGAUCCCCGACCGAAAAAUGAAGGGGAUUAUUUCUCGCCCACGCGCGGGGUAGACGGGGUGCAUGGACAUGCGCAUGUGGAUGAGUCGGAGAGUGAGACUAUCCUGGAAAUGCCCGAUGGCACCACCCGCCGCACGGCAAAUUGGCUACCCGUUGACUCAAGCGCUGGCUUCACAAUCGGCCCGGAACAGAGGGGCUUUUAUCGAGAUCCUUCGCAGAUGGACGAGUUUCAGGAUAUGCAGGGUGCUUUCUUUAUGAGCCCUGCCAGAUGA